CACAUAUGCAACGAAGCAGUUUCCAAGCACGGAGCAUCGAAACAUUUGUCUGCUGAAGUACACCCACAUGGGGACACCAACCAGAAUAAUGAAGCUCACUAAAGUGGUGUCUGGAUUUUCACUAAAAUCCUGUGCGCUUUCUAAGCUGGGUAACCGUUACUUUCUCGGCGAGGUGGUUUAACCAUUAAAUAGUAGGUGCGGUUGGUAUGAAUGAGGGGCCUGACUUAGGACACCCAUGUGCGCUCCCUGGUGAAAUGGACCAAAUGAUCUUUUACCUUCUUCGUGUGAAAAAAUGUCGUUAUGCCCCAUGUAAUUAGAGCUCUAUUUGAAUUUAAAGUUUAAAAUAAUCACUCCAGUUUUCCGAAUGAAAAAAAUUUAAAGAGCUUGGGAUAAACAAACUGUAAAAAGAAUUGUUAUUAAGAUUUUAGGUUCACUGCAAAAUGGAGGGGAAAGUAUGGGUGUCCCAUAGACCCCUGCCCCGGGGCACAUGCACAGGUUCCCUUAUUAUCAACACCCCCCGCCCCCACCAGAGUGGUACAUUUGUUACAAUCGAUUGACAUCCAUUGACUCAUCAUAAUCACCCCAAAGCCUGCAGCUUACGUUCCAGUUCACUCUUGGUGUUGUGUAUUCCAUGGGUUGGGAUAAGUGUAUAAUGAUAUCUAUCUAUCUUCCCGGUAUCGUGCAGAGAAUUUCUACUGCCCUAAAAACCUCCUCCGUGCUGGGCCUACUCAUCCCUCUUCACCCCGCAACAAACUUUUUAUAUGGAAUCUACAAAUACUCUAGCUGGGAUUUUGCUGAUUAUAUUGGGGAGUUGAUUUCUUAAACAUGGUUUCUUCUGUUGUACAGCUUGUAUCAGGGACAUUUUCCCUAGUACGGCAUUUGCGGACAGUAACAUCGACAGUGUCAUGGCUCCGGAUGUCUUUGUCUGUCGCCGCAUUUGUACUCACCACCCCAGUUGUUUGUUUUUUACCUUCCUUUCCCAAGAAUGGCCAAAAGAAUCUGAAAGAAAUCUUUGUCUCCUGAAAACAUCUGAAAGUGGAUUACCAAGUACACGCAUUAAGAAGGACAGAGCUCUGUCCGGUUUCAGUCUGCAAACCUGCAGGCACAGUGUCCCAGUGUUCUGUCAUUCCUCAUUUUACCACGACACUGAUUUCUUGGGAGAAGAACUGGACAUUGUUGACGUGAAAGGGCACGAAGCCUGCCAGAAAAUGUGUACCGACUCCAUCCGCUGCCAGUUUUUUACCUAUUCGCCCUCUCCAGAGUCUUGCGACGGAGGGAAGGGUAAAUGUUACUUAAAACUCUCUUCAAAUGGAUCCCCAACGAAAAUACUUCAUGGGAGAGGAGGCGUCUCUGGAUAUACAUUAAGGUUAUGUAAAAUGGAUAAUGAAUCUAGUCAAAAUCUUCAAAACGUUGCUCUGAAACGAAUCUCACCCCAUCCACCCUCAGUGUGUACGACCAAAAUCAAGCCCAGAAUUGUUGGAGGAGAGGCAUCUGUUCAUGGUGAGUGGCCAUGGCAGAUAACUCUGCACAUCACAUCACCUGCCCAGAGACACCUGUGUGGAGGCUCCAUCAUUGGAAACCAGUGGAUACUAACAGCUGCUCACUGUUUGAUUGGGUUAGAGUCACCUAAAAUCUUGCGUGUCUAUAGUGGCAUUUUAAAUCAAUCAGAAGUUAAAAAGGACACGGCUUUCUUUGGGGUUCAAGAAAUAAUAAUUCAUGAUCAAUAUGAAAUGGCAGAAAGUGGGUAUGAUAUUGCCUUGUUGAAACUGGAAACGGCAAUGAAUUACACAGAUGCUCAGAGACCCAUAUGUCUACCUUCCAAAGGAGAUCGAAGCAUAAUAUAUGCUGAGUGCUGGGUGACUGGAUGGGGGUACAGAAAAUUAGGAGACAAAAUACAAAAUACUCUCCAGAAAGCUAACGUGCCCUUGGUGACAACCGAAGAGUGCCAGACAAGAUACAGAGGGCACAAAAUAACCAAUAAGAUGCUCUGUGCAGGCUACCGAGAAGGAGGGAAGGAUGCUUGUAAGGGAGACUCGGGGGGCCCCCUGUCCUGUAAACACAACGACGUCUGGCACUUGGUGGGCAUCACCAGCUGGGGAGAAGGCUGCGGUCAGAGGGAACGGCCCGGGGUUUACACCAAUGUGGUUGAGUACGUGGACUGGAUUUUGGAGAAAACUCAAGCGGUGUGAAAGAGUCCCCAGAUGUCAUGUGACCCCUGAAAGGGAAACCAGAGGCUUCCCGGGAGCAGGGUUUUGAUUUGACUGAAGGAGACAGACACCGAGCCGCCAUGUUCCUCCGCGGGAUCCAGGGUCAAGACAGUAAGGCGUUGAGGGGCCUCGGUAUUUGUGAGCCACACGUCAAAAGACACAAGCUGUCAUUUCCGCAAUUCCCCUUGUAUGAUAAUCAUAGUCUGUUUUCAGCA
Molecule: messenger RNA, 2422 nt
Organism: Prionailurus viverrinus (fishing cat)
Lineage: Eukaryota; Metazoa; Chordata; Mammalia; Carnivora; Felidae
Product: coagulation factor XI-like
Exons: 11
Coding region: 906-2189 (427 amino acids)
Biological process (GO): proteolysis
Cellular component (GO): extracellular region
Molecular function (GO): serine-type endopeptidase activity; protein binding
Source: RefSeq, a predicted model, not a curated record